CUCGGAGGUAAAGAGGAUAUAGGAUAUAGUCGUCUGUUCCUCCGUGUUCCGCUUUAAAUCAAGUCUCGCCCCUCUUCAUACCUUCUCUUCCUAUACAUCAUACCACCGCAGUUGCUCCUUCAUCAACCCACUUCUAUAAAUCGCAUCAGCCUGAUCUAUUUCUCUAGCUCACCGCUAAAAUGGUUCAGAAUAAAGGCCUCAUCUUUAAGAACGUCCCCAAUGGCUGGCCGAAGCCGGGCCAUGACCUCACGGUUGAAGCCCGCGAGUUCGACCUCGACCAGUCCCCUCCAGAGGGAGGACUUGUCUUGAAGAACAACUAUCUCUCCUUCGACCCCUAUCAACGCGGCCGCAUGCGCGCCCCGGGAGUAAAGUCUUACUCGCCGCCCUUCACGCUGGGCCAGCCCAUUACAAACCGCGGCAUCUCCACCGUUAUCGCAAGCUCUACGCGCGACUUCAAGAAAGGCGACGUUGUCGUCGGACAAGCGAUCAUCCCGACGGAAGAAUACACCGUACUCAGCGCCGAACACACCAAACUAGUGAAGAAGCUCGACAACCCGCUCGGCCUUGACCCCAAGAUCUUUCUCGGUGCCCUCGGUAUGCCCGGUCUUACCGCCUGGUCCUCCUUCUACGCGAUCGGCGAGCCGAAGAAGGGAGAAACCAUCUUCGUAAGCGCAGCCAGCGGCGCAGUGGGCCAGCUCGUCGGCCAACUCGCCAAACACGAGGGCCUCAAGGUCUACGGCAGCGUCGGUAAUGAUGAGAAGCUGAAGUACAUCCUAGAAGAGCUCGGGUUCGACGGCGGCUUCAACUACAAGAAAGAAGCACCCGGCGAUGCGCUGACGAGGCUGGCGCCCGACGGGAUUGACAUCUACUACGAGAACGUGGGCGGCGUGCAACUAGAGGCCGCGCUUAACGCUUUGAAGCCGUUUGGCCGCAUCAUCGCAUGCGGUAUGAUUAGCCAGUACAACCUGCCGCCGACGGAGUGGUAUGGGAUCAAGAAUAUCAUGCUGGUGGUGGCGAAGCGGAUUAAGUUCCAGGGGUUCAUUGUCGGGGAUGAGAAUAUGGGGCCGAAGUACGCCAAGGAGCAUCAGGAGAAGCUGCAGCAGUGGAUCAAGGAUGGGACCUUCAAGGCGAAGUUCAGUGAUACGGUGGGCAUUGAUAAUGCGAUUGAUGGGUUUAUUGGGAUGUUGGAAGGGAAAAACUUUGGCAAGGCGGUUAUGGUGAUUUCGGAGUUGGAUUAAAGGACUGGGAAGGCUGAGAGCUUCGUUUUUUGGAGCCUGAGGCUUCAAGUAUCAAGCGUCGUGUAGCUAUCCCUAGGUGUUUUGAAGCUGUAUAUAGCGGCCUACUGCCGUCUUCCUAGCCUCAACACACUUGAAAGAAGUGUGCAAAUGACAUAAUGGACCGU
Mytilinidion resinicola is the source of this 1402-nucleotide messenger RNA. RefSeq names its product NADP-dependent leukotriene B4 12-hydroxydehydrogenase. The coding region runs from base 180 to 1238 and encodes 352 amino acids. The transcript has 2 exons. The record is from RefSeq and is a predicted model, not a curated record. Gene Ontology annotation, molecular function: oxidoreductase activity, acting on the CH-CH group of donors, NAD or NADP as acceptor. NCBI's taxonomy places the organism in Eukaryota, Fungi, Ascomycota, Dothideomycetes, Mytilinidiales, Mytilinidiaceae.